ACUAAAGAUGACUUGCCUAUCAUGCAGAGUUCAUUUCUGCGUGUUUCUUCUUGUUAUUUCUUCAUGUAUAGUUCAAGGGAAAAAGAGAAUGCUGCUUCAUAGCGACUCUGAUUUAUUACAGGCAUAUCAUACUUUGAAUGCAAAGGUACAGAGCAUGGAAUCAGCAUUUGCUCAAUUUCAGAAUACAAAAGCUUUACAAGGAAUCAACACAUAUAUUCGAUGGGGACGUACAAGUUGUCCUGGAAACGGAACAUCCACGCUUUACUCAGGGUACGCAGCAGGAUCUUACUACAGUCAAUCUGGCGGAGCGGCAAAUUACCUCUGUUUGCCACCGGACCCACAAUGGGGUGUUUAUGAAGUUUCUGUAUCUUCCGGGGGACAGGUCUAUGGCGCCGAGUACGAACUAGGAGACAGCCAUGCAAACGGCGGGUCUAGUUACUUUGGAAACAAUCUCCGUGACGAAGAUGCCCCUUGUGCCGUGUGCUCCUGUCCAAGAUCCAGUGUUCUAAUGAUUCCAGGUCGUCUUAAUUGUUAUCCUGGAUGGACGAAGGAAUACAGUGGCUAUCUCAUGUCUGGACACCACGCACAUGCGUCCGCUACCGAGUUUGUAUGCGUUGAUGCACACCCUGAAACCUUAGUUGGCGGCCAUCCAGAUCAAGAGGGCCGUCUAUUCUACCUGGUUGAAGGUAUCUGCGGUUCGCUGAAAUGUCCGCCAUAUAUCAAUGGCCGCGAACUGACUUGUGUUGUUUGUACGAAAUAGCAAUAUUAAAACAUAUAGCUAUUA
Molecule: messenger RNA, 784 nt
Organism: Mercenaria mercenaria
Lineage: Eukaryota; Metazoa; Mollusca; Bivalvia; Venerida; Veneridae
Exons: 4
Coding region: 8-760 (250 amino acids)
Source: RefSeq, a predicted model, not a curated record